UUGUUUUUGGAGAGUUAAGCGUGGGUAAGAGAAACCUAGAACUAGAAGGCUUGGCGCGUUCGACUUGUAUAACAGCCAUUUAUCUGAAUCUCAUAAUAACUGAGAAGCCUUCAAAAGUGUGUAUGCGAAUUCUUCAUUCUCACUUUCAGCCAUGACGGACGGUCAUCUCUUCAACAACAUCACCCUCGGAGGCCGCGGAGGCACCAAUCCAGGGCAGAUAAAAAUAUAUUCUGGAGGAAUUAUAUGGAAGAGACAGGGUGGUGGCAAAUUAAUUGAAGUUGAUAAAUCCGACAUAAUGGGGGUCACAUGGAUGAAGGUUCCAAGGACUAACCAACUUGGUGUUCAAAUCAAAGAUGGGUUGUACUACAAGUUCACUGGAUUUCGUGACCAGGAUGUUGCAAGUUUGACCAAUUUUUUCCAAAACACCUGUGGAAUAACGGUAGAGGAGAAGCAGCUUUCUGUUAGUGGGCGUAAUUGGGGAGAAGUUGAUCUAAAUGGAAAUAUGCUGGCUUUUAUGGUUGGUUCAAAGCAAGCUUUUGAGGUGUCUUUAGCAGAUGUCUCUCAAACGCAGCUUCAAGGGAAGAAUGAUGUGAUCUUGGAGUUUCAUGUGGAUGACACAACUGGAGCUAAUGAGAAAGAUUCACUGAUGGAGAUAAGUUUCCACAUACCAAAUUCCAACACCCAGUUUGUUGGUGAUGAAAAUCGUCCUCCUGCUCAGGUUUUCCGUGACAAAAUAAUGUCUAUGGCUGAUGUUGGCGCAGGAGGUGAAGAUGCUGUUGUUACAUUUGAGGGUAUUGCAAUCCUUACACCAAGGGGACGAUACAGUGUGGAGUUACACAUGUCAUUCUUGCGGCUUCAGGGACAGGCUAAUGAUUUCAAAAUCCAGUAUAGCAGUGUGGUUCGCCUAUUUUUACUACCAAAGUCUAAUCAACCACAUACCUUUGUCAUUAUUAGUCUUGAUCCCCCUAUUCGGAAGGGACAAACUUUGUACCCUCAUAUUGUGAUGCAGUUUGAAACUGAUUAUGUUGUUCAAAGUGAACUGGCAAUAAAUGAAGAUCUUUAUAACUCAAAGUACAAAGACAAGUUGGAGCUGUCUUAUAAGGGGCUUAUUCAUGAAGUGUUCACCACAAUAUUACGUGGCUUGUCCAGUGCUAAAGUGACUAAGCCUGGAAAAUUUAGGAGUUGUCAAGAUGGUUAUGCAGUGAAAUCAUCUUUAAAAGCUGAAGAUGGAAUUCUGUAUCCCCUUGAGAAGAGCUUCUUCUUUCUACCUAAACCUCCAACUCUUAUUCUUCAUGAAGAGAUUGACUAUGUGGAAUUUGAGCGGCAUGCUGCUGGUGGUUCCAAUAUGCAUUAUUUUGACCUUCUUAUCAGAUUAAAAUCUGAACAAGAGCAUCUCUUCCGUAAUAUUCAGAGAAACGAGUACCACAAUUUGUAUGAAUUUAUCAGUUCGAAGGGCUUGAAAAUUUUGAACUUGGGAGAUGCCCAACCCACUGUUGGUAUAAAGAAGGUUCUCGAGAAUGAUGAUGAUGAUGCUGUUGAUCCACAUCUUGAGCGCAUAAAAAAUGAAGCUGGUGGAGAUGAAAGUGAUGAGGAGGAUUCUGAUUUUGUUGCUGACAAGGAUGAUGAAGGUUCUCCCACUGAUGAUUCUGGGGCAGACGAUUCUGAUGGCAGUGAUAGUGGUGAUGAGAAAGAGAAGCCUGCCAAAAAGGAAUCAAAGAAGGACCUGCCUUCUAAGGCAUCUACUUCUAAAAAGAAACCAAAAGAUGAUGAAGAUGGAAAGAAGAAAAAACAGAAGAAGAAAAAGGACCCAAAUGCACCGAAGAGGGCAAUGUCUGGUUUCAUGUUCUUUUCUAAAUUGGAAAGAGAGAAUCUGAAGAAAACUAAUCCUGGAAUUUCAUUUACGGAUGUGGGAAGAGUACUUGGAGAGAAAUGGAAAAAGAUGUCAGUGGAAGAGAAGGAACCAUACGAGGAAAAAGCACGGGCAGAUAAAAAACGUUACAAAGAUGAGAUUAGUGGGUACAAGAAUCCCCAACCCAUGAAUAUUGAUUCAGGAAAUGAUUCUGACAGUGCCUAAGGCUGUUUUCAAAAUUGUGAAAAAUCCUGCUAGUUUAUGCAGUUUUCUAGAUGCUGGCUAAGGUAACUACUCACGUAAAAUGACCCAAGUUUAUGCCUUUUGAAAUGUCUUGAUAAUAACUUGUAAAAGGUCACUGGAACGUGCUCAAAAGUUUUGUAAUCUGGGGAGUUGGAAAUGCCAGUUGCUUUGCAUGGCUUUAGGGAAGGCAGGGGAAGGUGAGGUUGCUGUGGUGACUAAGUUGUUGUGUUUAAUUACAUUAAUGAUCCGUGUUUGUAGCCCAAUUUAUUAGCAUAUGGGCUAAAAUGACAAUGCCUAUGAAGUUUGUGACCUGAUCUAGGAUUUGUAACGAUUUUUCGUUUCAACUUUUGCAUUAAUUACAAGGUCUUAAAUAUUAGCUUAAA
Molecule: messenger RNA, 2475 nt
Organism: Cajanus cajan (pigeon pea)
Lineage: Eukaryota; Viridiplantae; Streptophyta; Magnoliopsida; Fabales; Fabaceae
Gene: HMG
Product: high mobility group
Cellular component (GO): FACT complex; nucleus
Molecular function (GO): DNA binding; histone binding; nucleosome binding
Source: RefSeq, a predicted model, not a curated record